GCGCGCAGGCUCGCGUACAUAUACCGUUCUUCUUUCCCCGUUUCCUUCUUUCUUUCUCCUGUCCAUCGCGCGCGGCCAUUCUCUCUCUCUCUCUCUCUCUUUCUUUCUUCCUUCCUCUCUCUCCUCUCCCUUUCUCUAUCCCUCUCUAUCCCCCUCGCUGCAACGUCGGGCGCGCGCACCAUCGUUCGCUACGCACGCUCCGUAUUCUUCGCGAACGUACGUACGUAACGACGGCCGUACGUGCGUGCGUGCGUGCGUGAGAGCGCGCGCGCGCGCGUGCGCGCGGGCGUGUGUGUGUGUGUGCUGUCGAUCUGUCUGUGCGGGCAUCGUCGUUCGGGACACGACGCGCAGGUACAAACAUAAGCGUGUUCCGCGGGCUCGAUUUGUAAUACAUCCACCCUCGGCGCGACUCACCUUUUUCUGCGCGUUUUCCAGGUCGCCUCGCGAGCGAGCGAGCGAGCGAGCGCGCGUGUGUGUGGUUUCUCUUUUUUUAUGCAUGACUACUCGCGCGCACAGGGGCGUCGGGCAGCAGCAGCGGCAGACACGACAGGUACAAACACGGAGGAGGACAUCGCAUCGUCAUCAUCAUCGUCGGCUGUCGCGCCACGUCGCCUCGACUAACGGAGUGCCUGCGCGCGUCUAGCGUAGUACGACGUGCGCGCCUUCGCGGAGAGAAAGGAAGAGAAAGAGAGAGAGAGAGAGAGAGAGCGCCAAAAAGUAAUCCCCGUGGGACACGUCCGUUUCAGCAGGUCUUUUCGAACAAGUGCGUGAGGCGUCGGUGAUAUCGCGCGAAGGUGGCGGCAGCGACGACGAGGAUUCGCGCGCGAUUCGAGUCGCGCGACCCAUAUACACGGUGACACGGUGACACGGGCGAAAGUGACCGGGGUGGACGAGACUGGGCAGCGUGGUGCGCACAGUCCCGUGGGAAAAGAGCGGGAAAAUCGAGUGGUGCGGCCGGUGUUGUUGCCCAUCCAACUUGUGCACGCGACAUCUGACAAGAGCGUCGUAGUAAAAGCCGCGCCAGUGUGCGAGCGAGCGAAACGAUCGAACGAGUGGAGUGCGCGGAGUGUAGUCGCGGAGCGUUGCGAAAUUCCUCGUCGGGUCUGGCCUGAAACGUGGCACGAAAUGAAGCGAGCGUAUCCGCGCACGAUCGAUAACUAUAGCGGCAGUAUAGUCGACUCGGUAAAUAGCAAGCGGCCCGUCGUGCUACCAAGCAAUCUAACCUAACGGACGCGUGACCUCCAGGAACGGCGGAUAGGUAGGUGUAGGCAGGCAGGCAGGCAGCUCGCCACCGAACCCCGGCUCGUUCGACGACCACGACGACGAUGUAGAGAGAAAGUCACGCGGCGUUUUUGUGCGCAACGGAGAAAAGGAGAGUCCGUCGGCAGGAGAAGACACACACACACACACACACGGCGAGAGAGAGGCACACCGGGCAGAAACGAAGGAGGAAGAGAGGAGGGGGAGGAAGAGAAGUAACGAGUAGGAGUGCGUACGAGAAUGCGACGCUCGGGAUCGCGAGUGGAAAGCGAUUUUCCACGAUCGCAUCGUCGUUAAUAGAGCGUCGAUGACUCGGUGAGCGUGUCUCUCUCGGAUCGAUCGGUCCGACCAACGAUCGAUCUAGCGCGCCACAACCGUUCCGUCCGUCCGUCCGUCCAUUCCCUUUUACCUGAGGAGAGAAGAUUCCUUGGAACGAGCGAGACUGAAAGGCGGAGCGUUCGGAGAGCGGAACGCGGACGGAGAGGAUAAAGAGCGAAAGGGAGAGACAAACGGAAGAAGGGCGAAGGAGAAAAAACGAGAGUCACGAGAAAGGGAGAGAGAGAGAGAGAAAGAGCGAGGGACAGUGAAGAGGAGACAGUGGGAAAGAGAGAGAAGAUACCUUAUUUUUAGCAGCGCCGUUUUACGCAUUACAAAAACCGGUUCCCGGAGAACACGCCGUCCGAGUACGAAGGGAACCGAUAGCCUCCGCGAGAAGGGUUUUCGAGGGAGGAAGAUAUAAUACGUAUACAGAUAAUAAAGGCGCGACGCGUUCGUCCUUGUCGCGGUGGAAGCAGGGAUAGGCGGAGGGCAGCCGAGAGGGAAAGAUAAAUAUAUAUAUUAAUAUCGCCGCGCGCAAAAAUCCACUCGAGCGCGUCCUGAGGAACGGGGACGAGGAUACGCGACGAGAAGCCGGGAAUUAGAUGAGACGAAAAGUGAGCGCCCACUAAAGAUCACCAUUUUCGAGGCUUCACACGCAUACACACACAUACAUAUAUACACGCAGGUGUAGAGAAAGAGGAACGGGAAAGAAACAGUGACACGGAACGUGGAAUCCACCUAACCUGAUACACCCGAUUCUUCUCCACCCCGCCGCAUCUUGCCCGCCCUCUCUCAGCCCCCGUCGUCGGCUGCAACCACCUCUUGCGCGCCUUUUCGCUCUCUCGAGGCUCGGCUAUCGAUUGCAUGCGUGUGUACGCGACAACGCGGCCACGAGAUUCGAUUAUCGACCGCGACGACGACGACGCGCCACGUGACUUCGGAAUCAAAGGAACGACCUGACACCGGCUGGUACCGUCGAAACCGCGCCGGAUUUCCGGUCAGAGUCAAGGACACCCGCGCGGCGAGUCAACGAGAUAUUACGAGGAUCGAUUCUCUGAUCGAGGCAUCGGGAACUGAGGAUCGGCCGUUCAGCUUGAGCGCGCUUCGACGGCCGGUCGAUACAGGCGGUCGAUAUCGUGUCGAUACAAACAUACACACACACCAUGCUAGUCUGCGAUAAUUCGAGGAAACUUGCUCGAGAAAAUUAACGAAGAAUCGACAUUUGAUUUCCUCCUCGACGAGGCAAUUAAACGGGGAGCAUCGAUCGAUAGCCGACACGGUGCUCCAGUCGAGCCGCGCCGAUGCUCGGAGCGCUACGUUUCCGGUCACACCGUCACACAGACCGCACCGAUGAAAUUGAAUCGGCGUGUAAUCAAUUGAUCCCUCCGAGACGCUCCGAGUCGUUUAUCGGCCUACGCGCAGUCUCCGUGGAUCCCCGUCCGCUUAUCGCCGUGAGCGACACCGCGGCGAUCAUUAACGUCAUCGAAGGGAUCGAAAUCGAGCCGGGACGAGUCGUAACGACGACGUUGUCUCGUCUUGUCGUCGCAGCUGUUCCCGCGACUUAUCGAUCCGCGAUCUGCGACGAGGGAGUACCGUUGAAAGCCUCCGAUCUCACAGUCGGCUCGAUCCACCGCGCAGGAUCGGUCCCCGCGGUGACGGACGACGACGAUGUGAGGAGGGCGGAGGAGAGCGCGUCCCGCUGAGAUACGACGAACGGCAUGAAGAAUGGCAACCGAUCCGAGCAUUCGUCAGGGCGUGAGGGCGGUCGCGACCACGACUACCGAUCCGCAGCGGAGCGAGAAACGCGCCGUCGCGGCGCGAGGCGCCGCUGGCGCGUUGGCCCUGAGCGUCGUGGCUCUGGUGGUACAGGCGGCGGCGACCGCGACUCCCACCUGGGGAUACUACACCAAUCCUGACGCUGGCACUGCCGCGGAGAAGGGUUACUUCGGACCAUGGAGACAAUGCAAACUCCUGCUUUACGGACGAGAGUGGUGCGGCCAAAACGUCUCCAGGUUUCAACCAGUGUUGGCUGUGUGGGUGGCGGGAUUAGCCGCUGCCGGCGCCUCCGCCCUUUUGGCGAUUCUGGUCGCCCUGGCUGUGCUUCAAUUAGCGAUGGCUUCCUCCGCAAAGCGAGUUGUAAUUUCGUACAGCACCGCCGUAAUAGGCAAAGUCGCCCUGGCAACGUUAGCGACUGCGCUGGCAAUCGUGGCGGAGAGCCUCUUCGCUCUACAAACGGAUGACCGAGCCAAUAGCUACGCCGUCACGAGAGGAGAAGCUUUUUACAUGCAGUUGGCUGCCAUCGUCCUGAACUUCGGCGUGCUGGUGUCCGCCAUUUACGAGGGCAUUUAUGCCCGAAGAGGCGGCGACCCGACCAAGAUUAGGGUCGUCACGGAUCCCCGUGCAGCCACUAUAAAUAAUCCAGGAUAUCGGGAGCAUCACCAACCCACGAACGGUGGUACGAUCUCGAUGACAGACGCCAGCGGCAAGCCCUACGUCGGAGGGGCCGGAAACGGAUCGAUGGCGUCGGUGGCAACUUCCGGCAGCGUGGCCAGCACGGCCUCGCCCCUCAGGAGCUCCCUGAAGAAGCCGAAACCCCUCGGCAUUCAUAAUCCCGGCUUCUCGGCGCACAGCCCGACUCUGUCCAGGAACGGCUCCCAGAAGAAAGUGCGUAUACAGACACACUCGACGGAGGUUUAGCGACGCUCUGCCUCACAGUCUGCCUACGUGACUGUGGCCAGGCGUGCACGGUGAGGACGACGGUGUCGCCGAUUACCUCGUCGGCGAUCGUCUGAGCGAGAUCGACGACGACGACUACGAUGUUGAGUCGCCGGAGCGACAAGGACGUUCGGUUCGAAGUCCGUUCCACGUGGCGCGCUUCGUUAAUGGUAGGUGGUCUUCAAUACCGUAGCAUUUUGUCGGAAGCGCGAUCGACCCGGCGAAGGAAGGGUGGUCCGUCGGCAACCGACAACUCCGCUUGUACUUGGACGACGUUGUUUGCAAUGCCGAUGACGGGGCCGCUAAUGAAUUCCGAGGGUAUCACCCGUGAGCUUGGAAUAACAUUAGUUGCGAGACACGAUAAGGGAGUGUAAAUAACAUCGAUCCGCCCAACGGGUCCGGGCUGUUCGCCGGGACUCCAGGGAACUACCUGAGUAAUAUAUCGAACGAAUUUACGUGAGACGCGCGAUCGAUUAAGACGACUAUGUUGUAAAGUAUUAGGUCAUACUUUCCUUCGAUUUUUCUACGAUACCUUUACACGAUGUACACCCGUGAGAGAAUCAGCAAGGAACGGCUGGUGGACUAUAAAGGUACUGGCGGGAGAAUAGAAUGGUGACUGUGAGUGGAAAUGAAGGGAGAGAGGAAGAGAGAUGUAUAACCGUAAGACAUUGAGAAAAUAUCGAGUCGCGAUCGAAAUCUAUAAAAACACACUAGAUAAAGCUCCCACUGUAAUUGUAAGUUUCAAUAAUCGCCGAAUAAUAAAUUUACCAGUCAUCUCCGCUGAAUCUGCAGUGAGAGCGGAGUUCGGGUGAUUUUCAAGAAGGGGAUGUAUGAGGUGAAAAUGAAUUUGUAAAAUUCUAUCGUAUAUUCAGCUAAAGAAAACGAAUUUGGGAGAUGAAGAACGCGUAUUAUUUCAUGACUUUGCGAUCUGGUACACACACGUCAUUCCGUUCUCCCGUCUUGUUAGUACACCGUCAUCUGCGCGCCAAACUAAAGAACUGAUAACAAACGAAAAAUAGACUUGUGGCGAUCGUCGAGAAUUCUUGCUUUCCCCGUGAAAGUCCGCACGCGAAAGGGUACGAGCGAUGCAAAAUUUAUCACGCGCACGGUUUACAAAGCACGAUCACCAGUCUGCUCUUGAUCUUUUAUUUUGCAUCCUUUAUUCACUUAUUGCUCGCAUCGAGGGAUGCGUUAGCCACGUGUCGGGAGUUUUUAAGCGGGAUCAGGUUUCCAACGUAAUGUCUCUCGCAACGACGCGGAAGAUACAAAAGAGAAAAGAAAUUUGGGAAAAAACAAUCUCGUUUGCGAUGUAACGCGCGAUGAUUUCAUUUCAGUCGCGUCCGGUCGGAGAAGCGUUUAAUCGCGCAGCCGUAUUCAAUCCCCGAUAAAUGACCCUUGCUGUUAUCAUUCAAUUAAGCACGUUAUUCAGUGUCAAAGUUUAAUUAAGCCGGAAAGUUUGCAGCACGAUCCCUUCGUUUGUUGUUACACGCAGAGUCAAUAUGACUAUUACAGCUAUACAUUCCCGCCGUUAUUAGGUGUCGUCUGUUUAAUUCUGGAAUUUCCACUGUUAAUAACGAUAUCCACAAGAUAUUUUGGAUCUCUCGAUCGAGAGGUCGCAAGGUAUUAUGCAAUAUGUAUAGAUUUUUACACAGGCACGGCAAUAUACCGUUACCGAAUUUAGUAAACACCGCAAGACUUCUUCGAGCUAUUGUGUAAAUAUCAGUGUUAUAAUAACACAUUAUUAUUAUUAUUAUUAUUGCUAUUAUUAUUAUUAUUAUUAUUGCUGUUGCUGUUGUUAGAACUAUCAAUAAUUUUCCGUCCGAUCAAGUACUUUUUAACGUUUAGUAUUAUCGCUCAUUUUUACCGCGGUAAUAACGUUAAUGUAUAUCGCACUCAUUACGUAGGAAUUAUUGCCCCUUAAAAGUUACACGAUUGAUGAGCAAGUAUCGCAUAAUAUAAUUCGAUCCUUGACGAAGAGACGUUGAUUUUUUAUUAACUAUGAGGAAAAACCGGUCGCACCGAUAUCUACAGUAUUGGUUAAUCAAGAUCAAUUCAGCGCUGUAGCACCGUAUUAUGAAUUGGGCUUUAAUGUAUAGACGGAGUUAUUUAAAUACUUACUUUGAGUUCAAUUAAACUAGCAGUUAUCGGAAGUGCAAAUCGAGAUUUAUAUAUAUAUAUGUGUGCGAAAAUUAUAUAUUAUAAUAAUAGAACAAGUAAAAAUCCCUUCUCCGUAAGGAGAUCGAUCGUUGAUUAUUAUCGUUCGGCAUAACGGGUUGCCGUGAAAAUCGCAGGAUACGUGAUACGUUUUUUCUCCUCGUUUUCCCGUUCUUUUCGUGUUUCCUCGCUUUGCGUUAUUAACUUUAGUAGUAUUCACUCGCCGCUCCUGGUCGCGAGAGAGAGAGAGAGAGAGAGAGAGAAAGGAAGAUGAACUCACAUUAUAGCAUCACAUCCGUCCAGCCCUACGUAGGCAGCUAGCCGUGAAACGGCAAGAGAAAAAAAAAGAUAUAUAUAUACGUGAAUAUAAAUAUAUAAAUAUAUUUAUAUUUUAUAGUGGUUGUUUUA
This is a messenger RNA of Dinoponera quadriceps, 6855 nucleotides long. RefSeq lists its product as uncharacterized. The coding region runs from base 3304 to 4275 and encodes 323 amino acids. The record is from RefSeq and is a predicted model, not a curated record. Lineage: Eukaryota; Metazoa; Arthropoda; Insecta; Hymenoptera; Formicidae. The transcript is spliced from 6 exons.